Molecule: messenger RNA, 1522 nt
Organism: Dermochelys coriacea (leatherback sea turtle)
Lineage: Eukaryota; Metazoa; Chordata; Testudines; Dermochelyidae
Gene: ALX1
Product: ALX homeobox 1
Exons: 4
Coding region: 178-1164 (328 amino acids)
Biological process (GO): negative regulation of DNA-templated transcription; positive regulation of transcription by RNA polymerase II; embryonic skeletal system morphogenesis
Molecular function (GO): DNA-binding transcription activator activity, RNA polymerase II-specific; RNA polymerase II transcription regulatory region sequence-specific DNA binding
Source: RefSeq, a predicted model, not a curated record
UGAGCUUCAAGAUAUAAGAGCAAUUUCGGGUUCCCCCUUUCAGGACAAGACAAAUCAAAGGCUCGGAGGCAAAGCAGCUCCCUGAGCUCCGGAGGUCUCCCUCCCUCCCCUCCCUCCCCCCCACCCCAGCUCACAGGCCAGCCUCUGUCUAGGGAAGAGGCUUCCAAGCAGCUUUAGAUGAUUAUGGAUUUUCUGAGCGAGAAGUUUGCCCUGAAGAGCCAGCCGAGUAAGAACAGUGACUUUUACAUGGGAGCAGGAGGCACUUUGGAGCACGUUAUGGAAACUUUGGACAAUGAGUCCUUUUACAGCAAGACUUCAGCCAGCAAAUGCGUGCAGGCCUUCAACCCUCUGCAAAGGGCUGAGCAUCAUGUGAGGCUGGAGAGGACCUCGCCCUGCCAGGACAAUAAUGUGAACUAUGGGAUUACUAAAGUAGAAGGACAGCCUCUUCACACAGAGCUGAAUAGGCCCAUGGACAAUUGCAACAGUCUUAGGAUGUCUCCAGUGAAAGGGAUGCAGGAGAAGGGAGAACUGGAUGAACUGGGAGAUAAGUGUGACAGCAAUGUCUCCAGUAGUAAGAAGAGGAGACACAGAACUACCUUUACCAGUUUACAGCUGGAGGAACUGGAGAAAGUGUUCCAGAAAACACAUUAUCCUGAUGUAUAUGUAAGAGAACAACUAGCUCUGAGAACAGAGCUCACUGAGGCCAGAGUCCAGGUUUGGUUCCAAAAUCGAAGAGCCAAAUGGAGAAAAAGAGAACGCUAUGGCCAGAUUCAGCAAGCUAAAAGCCAUUUUGCUGCCACCUAUGAUAUAUCUGUUCUACCACGGACUGACAGCUACCCACAGAUUCAGAACAAUCUGUGGGCAGGAAAUGCAGCUAGCAGCUCAAUGGUCACUUCCUGCAUGCUACCGCGUGACACUUCCUCCUGUAUGACACCUUAUUCCCACUCACCCCGGACAGAUUCUGGCUACACGGGCUUUUCAAACCACCAGAACCAAUUCAGCCAUGUACCCCUCAACAACUUUUUCACUGACUCUUUACUUUCUGGGGCUACCAAUGGACACGCAUUUGAAACCAAGCCAGAAUUUGAAAGGAGGUCCUCCAGUAUUGCAGUUCUACGAAUGAAAGCCAAGGAGCACGCUGCGAACAUUUCCUGGGCCAUGUAAUAUCAUAGUACACUUUCUUUUUUUUUUAAAAUAGCAAACUAAAAACAUUCUUAUUUCCCAUAUUUAAAGGACACAACAAUAAGCUGCUGUGUUUGGAAAUGCUAGAGGUCAGGAUAUACAUUGAAGCCUGCUUAAACAAAUACUCUAUAUUAUUUAACCAUAAAACUUAAGGAUAAACCUGAUAGAUUUACCAAUCUCAACCAUCCUUGUUUUUCGUUUUUUAUGUUUUAUUGUACCAGUUGAUGAAAUAUGAUUAUAAAACCUGCAAAAAGAAUAAACCUAUUAAACAAAUACAUUGGCUAUAUUUUGGUAUAUGUCAGUGCUACGUACAAAAGGAAUUCCUUAUUAAUGAACACUU